AUGGGGCUUGGGACCCAGCAACGGAAGCAACGGCGAUGGCGGCUGCAGUGGCAGCUGCAGCGGGAGCCGCACUGGGACAACAGUCAAGGAGGGCAGGCGGAAUCAGGAAGCCCACAGAACAAUCUGCCAGGCAGCGACCCCCUGUGCGGCAUGAACUGGACAGUCUGUGACACAGGAAGUGGUGCCAAUGGUGGCAGGGCGGGAGAGAGGGAGUGGGCCCCUCUGAAACAGGCCCCACCGUGCGCAGCUGCAGCUAGUCAAAGUGCUGCUACUGUUGUUAAUGCUGUUGUUCCUGCUAAUGUUGAUGAAAGUACUGCUACUGUUAUCAUUUUCUCAACCACUGUUUUUGUUCCUCCCCCUCCUCCUCCUCCUGCUCCUCCUCCUCCUCCUCUUCCUCCUGUUGCUGCUGCUAUUGUAUCUGCUGUCCCUGUUGGCUCUUCUGUUGCUGUGGCUUUUGCUGAUUCUACUGUUGCUUCUGUGUCAGGCACAACUGCUGCUGCUGUUUCUGCUUCUGUUUGUGCUGCUACUGUUGUUAAUGCUGUUGUUCCUGCUAAUGUUGAUGAAAGUACUGCUACUGUUAUCAUUUUCUCAACCACUGUUUUUGUUCCUCCCCCUCCUCCUCCUCCUGCUCCUCCUCCUCCUCCUCUUCCUCCUGUUGCUGCUGCUAUUGUAUCUGCUGUCCCUGUUGGCUCUUCUGUUGCUGUGGCUUUUGCUGAUUCUACUGUUGCUUCUGUGUCAGGCACAACUGCUGCUGCUGUUUCUGCUUCUGUUUGUAAUUGA
Molecule: messenger RNA, 780 nt
Organism: Schistocerca americana (American grasshopper)
Lineage: Eukaryota; Metazoa; Arthropoda; Insecta; Orthoptera; Acrididae
Product: calphotin-like
Exons: 4
Coding region: 1-780 (259 amino acids)
Source: RefSeq, a predicted model, not a curated record